CAAUGCUGGCAAUACACAAAGAAAAUCUCCUUCUGAUGAUAUUAUUGAUAUCAACCUCUCAUUAGAUUGUAUUAAUUUAGGAAAUAAUACUUCAAAUAUCUAUUAGGGAAAAUAGAAGGAAAAAUGGAAUUUCUCAUGGCUUUAUUGAUUUGGUUGCUGUUGCGCAUUCAACUUCUAACCAGGAUUCAGUUAUGGCUUUGUCCUUAUGAAACUAUCGACAGUCUAAUUUCUGAUGAAUGUAAGAGGGCACUCUUCUUAAUUACAAAGAUCGCCGUAAUCAAUGCGCUCGCCAAAACUGUUGAAAGUUAUAUUGAUUACCAGAUGAGCACGUUAUUCACAAUAGAAAAUGCGUUAAUUUUUUGUUAUAGAUGGCAUAAUCAUUAAUUGAGGAAGCAGCUCAAAAGAAAGUAGAGGAGAUUAAAAAUAAAUUGAAAGAGGAGAAAAGGUCUUUACAUUUGACAAAAUGAUCAACGCAAUCAUAUAGGAGCUAAAUAGGAAUAUGCAUUAGAUAUUGAACAUA
Messenger RNA from Rhizophagus irregularis DAOM 181602=DAOM 197198, 520 nucleotides. The record is from RefSeq and is a predicted model, not a curated record. Lineage: Eukaryota; Fungi; Glomeromycota; Glomeromycetes; Glomerales; Glomeraceae.